CCCCCCCUCCCCCCUCCUCUCUCUCCGUUUGCUCAAGGUGGUGGCAGCUCUCUCUGUGUUAUCCACCACUAUACACCUCCCUCCCUCAGCUCCUUCAGGUGUUUGACAGAGAGUUGAGCAGACAUGACCUCCGACUGGGGCGAGCAGUCCACGGCGGACCUGAUGAGCAGGUGCGUCUCCAAGGAAGUGGGGCACGGGGUGCCCAGGGAGGGGUGGCGGAUCUGCCUGGCGCACGAGUUCAAAGAGAAGAGGAGGCCCUUUCAGGCAAGAGACGUCUCGCUGUCCUACGUCAUGGAGCACAUCGGCCUCGGGAUCAGGUAUCUUAAGUGGUGGUACAAGAAGACUCAGGUGGAGAAGAAGGCGCCUUUCAUCGAUAUGUUUCAAGCUCUGCCUUUGCAGCAGAUAUAUGGUGCUCCUCUUGGAGGUAUUGGAGGGGGAACCAUCACGAGGGGUUGGAGGGGGGAGUUCUGCAGAUGGCAGCUGAACCCUGGGAUGUACAACUACAAAACCGUCAUAGCCAACCAGUUCACCGUGUGCCUGCGGCGCGGAGGACAAACCGUUUACCAGCAGGUGCUCUCCGUGGAGCGUCCGCCCACGCUGCAGGGCUGGAACUGGGGCUACUGCGGAGAGUACGCCUUCUACCACGCCUUGUACCCCCGCGCCUGGACUGUGUACCAGCUGCCGGGCCAGAACGUCACCCUCACCUGCAGGCAGAUUUCCCCCGUCAUCCCCCACGACUACAAGGACUCCAGCCUCCCGGUGGCGGUGUUCGUGUGGGACGUGGAGAACAAGAACGACUACGCCCUAGACGUCUCCAUCAUGUUCACGAUGGUCAACGGGUCGGGACACAAGGACGACAAGAGCGGCGGCCACUGGAACGAGCCGUUCCACCUGGAGAAGGACGGGGAGGCGGUGUCCGGCGUCCUGCUGCACCACUGCACCACAGUCAACCCGUACACCCUGUGCAUCGCCGCGCGACAGCAGCCCAACAGGGAGGUCAGUCACCAGACGGCGUUCAGUCCCAAAGGAACCUGCAGCGGUCUGUGGAGCGACCUGAUCGCUGACGGACGGCUGGACUCUCCCACAGGAUCCAGCCCCCCGACACAGAAGGGGGAGAAGGUGGCGGCUGCGUUGGCCGCCGGCUGCUCGGUGCCGGCUCAUGGACUUAACAGCCUGGAGUUCUGCCUGGCCUGGGACAUGCCCACAAUCACUUUUGGGUCCAGGGAGAGGGAACACGUCAGGAGAUAUGCUCGUUACUUUGGGGCCAAAGGGGACGCGUCUCCUUCUCUCAGCCACUAUGCACUGACACACUACAAACAGUGGGAGAAGACCAUUGAGGAGUGGCAGAAGCCCAUAUUGCAGGACAGUUCUCUUCCAUCUUGGUACAAGUCAGCUCUGUUUAACGAGCUGUACUUCGUGGCGGACGGAGGAACCGUGUGGACGGAGCUGUCCGAGGACGCCGACGUCAGCGGGGGCGUGCGGAGCGAGGACGGGGGUCUGCCGGCUCAGCCUGCUCUCGUCAAGGAGUACGGUCGUUUUGCUUACCUAGAAGGUCAAGAAUACAGAAUGUACAACACAUAUGACGUGCACUUCUACGCCUCGUUUGUGCUCGUUAUGCUGUGGCCCAAGCUAGCCUUGAGUGUGCAAUAUGAUAUUGCCGGCAGCGUGGUUCAGCAGGAUCCGACAGAAAGGCUCCAUCUGAUGAACGGCCGCUACUCUUCUGUCAAGACCAAAAACGUGGUGCCUCAUGACAUAGGAGACCCAGAGGACGAACCUUGGCAGAGGUUAAACGCCUACCUCAUUCACGACACCGCAGACUGGAAGGACCUGAACCUGAAGUUUGUCCUGCAGGUCUACAGGGACUUCCAUCUUACCCAGGACAGGCAGUACCUGCAGGACAUGUGGCCCAUCUGCCAGGCAGUGAUGGAGUCUGAGUUGAAGUUCGACCAGGAUGGAGACGGCCUGAUCGAGAACUCUGGUUACGCGGAUCAGACUUACGACGGCUGGACCGUGACUGGACCGAGUGCAUACUGCGGCGGGCUGUGGCUGGCGUCCCUAUGUGUGAUGUGUAAAAUGGCCCGACUGGUGAAGAGCGAAGAGGCAUACCAGCGUUACAAGGACCUCCUGGACAGGGGCAGCGCGGCUUUUGAUAAACGGCUGUGGAACGGGAAGUACUACAACUAUGACAGCAGUGGGAGGGAGCUCUCUAACAGCGUCAUGUCUGAUCAGUGUGCCGGACACUGGUUCCUCAGAGCAUCUGGGCUGGAAGAAGAAGCCUACCAGGUAUUCCCCAAAGAAAAGAUCCUGUGCGCCCUGAAAUCUGUCUUUGACUUGAACGUGAUGAGCUUCUCUGAAGGCCACAUGGGCGCUGUUAACGGCAUGCGCCCUGAGGGAGUGCCAGACCGCUCCAGCGUCCAGUCAGAUGAGGUCUGGAUCGGAGUUGUGUAUGGACUGGCAGCCACUAUGAUUCAUGAGGGUAUGUUGCAGGAAGGUAUGCGCACCGCUGAGGGUUGCUACCGGACAGUAUGGGAGAGGUCGGGUAUGGCCUUUCAGACUCCUGAAGCCUACUGCGAGAGGAACGUCUACCGCUCUCUGGCCUACAUGAGGCCUCUUAGUGUUUGGGCCAUGCAGCUCGCGCUCAACACGUCCCAGAGGGCUAACCCUGUUUACGGUGAAACCGGAGACUGUGGCGGAAACAAAACCUGAGACAUCACCUGCUGUGAAUUAAAAAAAAAAAAAAAAAAAAAAAAAAAGCACUGUAGAGGUUCUAAACAAAAUUAACCUGGGAUUUCCUUCUCAUUAGUUUGUUGUUCUUGAAAUGGUUAACUAUCCGAAUCGGUCGCUAUUACUAGUAAACAAUCAUAUUUUUAAAAGGACUUUUCUCAAUGCACUGCAAGUUGUCUUGGACCCUUUGCGGUCGGGCAUUUCCUAAUACCAAGUCUACACGCAAUGAGAGUUAAAAAAAAACACCAUCUUUCGUUUCAGCGACGUAUUCUCACAUUGUGCACAUGUACAUAUGCAAGCACUACAUUUGAUAAUAUGCCAAUAGUAUUUGCACAUUUGCAACAUGUCUGUAUGUAAUGUCGACUUUUGUUCUACUCUAAUUAAGUUAGGAUGCUGUUAGGCAGUGAAACGUGUGCUGAUGAGUGGUAUGUGAAUGAAGAAAUAUAGACUUUUUUUUUUUUUUUAUUAAAUAGAAAGUAGUGCCUUUGUAUGACGGUUUAAACAUUAAGUAUAUAAAUGUUGCAGCAACACUUUGUUUAAAAUGGUAGUCAUGACAAUCGAUAAGAAGACCCAUCUUCAGCCUUCUGGCUAAGGAAAUGUUCUCUUAUGGUACGGUUAGCAAACCGCUCCAUUCAUUGGGUCCUCGGUGCGGUGAAAUCACCUUGUACCGUUAGCAGAGAACCAGGCUUGGGUAUAGGGAGGGGGUUCGUUGGGUAAUACUCUGCAUUUCUGUUUCUCUGCCCGCAAUGGUUUGAGGAUCCCUUUUUCACAUUCACCUUCACCCGGUGAGACAAGAUCUUGCAAAGCACUCCAACUGAGGGCGACUGAUUGCCAUUCUAUAUUUACACUGUCUCUGAUUUACCACAACAACAGAUGCAACAAGCAUCGUGCUUCUGGCGUCCUUAGAUGACUCUUCAGUCCUCCCUGUGGUGGAGAGAUUGGAAUGGAAGAAUUUUAGGCAUAUCUGUCAUGGACUGAAUGUAAUCUGUGUGCUACAUGGAGAAGUAACCAAUGUGUGGGAGUCAGAAUGCUGUCCAUGUCGUCAGCCUAUAUGCAUUUAAAUAAAUGACAUGCAAAUCAA
Fundulus heteroclitus (mummichog) is the source of this 3805-nucleotide messenger RNA. It is a transcript of the gene gba2, whose product is annotated as glucosidase, beta (bile acid) 2. Gene Ontology annotation, biological process: central nervous system development; glucosylceramide catabolic process; carbohydrate metabolic process. Gene Ontology annotation, cellular component: membrane. Lineage: Eukaryota; Metazoa; Chordata; Actinopteri; Cyprinodontiformes; Fundulidae. The record is from RefSeq and is a predicted model, not a curated record. Gene Ontology annotation, molecular function: glucosylceramidase activity; beta-glucosidase activity. The transcript is spliced from 17 exons. The coding region runs from base 124 to 2706 and encodes 860 amino acids.